Molecule: messenger RNA, 1593 nt
Organism: Truncatella angustata
Lineage: Eukaryota; Fungi; Ascomycota; Sordariomycetes; Amphisphaeriales; Sporocadaceae
Exons: 5
Coding region: 1-1593 (530 amino acids)
Biological process (GO): glycolytic process; intracellular glucose homeostasis; glucose 6-phosphate metabolic process
Cellular component (GO): cytosol; mitochondrion
Molecular function (GO): D-glucose binding; ATP binding; mannokinase activity
Source: RefSeq, a predicted model, not a curated record
AUGGCUCUAGUCGAGGAGACGAAGCGCCUCACUGCGCUGUUCGAAUACUCGGACGAACAUGUAAACAAGGGCGUCCAGGAGUUCCUGCGGCAAAUGAACGAGGGACUGGAGAAAGAUGGCACCAGUCUCAGCCAAAUCCCUACAUACGUCACUGAUGUGCCCAAUGGUACCGAGAAGGGACUGUAUCUUGCCGUCGACCUCGGCGGUACCAACUUCCGCGUGUGCUCCAUUCACCUGAACGGUGAUACGACCUUCAACCUUACCUACAGCAAAGUGGCUAUUCCUAAGGAGCUUAUGGUAGCGGAGACAGCACAAGAGCUCUUUGCUUUUCUGGCGAAGCAGAUCGAGCUGUUCCUGAAGACUCACCACGAGGACCAUUUCGAAGCCCAUAUUCGCAGACGACAGACAGGGAGCUUGUCAGAUGGAUACAAGGAUGAGCAUAUUUUCAGCUUGGGCUUUACCUUUAGCUUCCCAGUUCAGCAACUCGGUAUCAACAAGGGCAACCUCAUCCGAUGGACCAAGGGAUUUGACAUUCCCGAUGCUGUCGGUAAGGAUGUUUGUGCCUUGCUUCAGACCGAGAUCGACAAACUGCACCUUCCCGUCAAGGUGGCUGCUCUGGUCAACGACACUGUUGGUACACUGAUGGCACGCUCGUAUACGUCGCCAGGCAAGUCCAGCACUCUCUUGGGAGCCAUCUUUGGUACCGGUACCAACGGUGCCUAUGUGGAGAAGACUAAGAACAUCAAGAAGAACGUUGAGGGCGAGUUUGACAAGUCGACUGGUGAAAUGGUAAUCAACACCGAAUGGGGCUCAUUCGACAACGAGCUUAAUGUGCUCCCCAACACCAAGUGGGAUAUCGAGCUGGAUACCAACAGUGUCAACCCUGGUAUCCAGAUGUUUGAGAAGCGUGUGUCAGGAAUGUUCCUGGGUGAGAUCGUGCGUCUGGUCAUUGUUGACAUGCUGAAUAACCCCAAGAUUUCAUUAUUCCGGGACGACAACUCGAGCUUCAAUGACUGGAAGUCUACCACCACCAUUGACGGCCAAUCGAGCAUCUUGACGCAGUGGGGAUUGGACAGUUCUAUCAUGUCUAUCGCUGCUGCUGACAACACCCCUGAACACUCAACCCUGCGACUGGAGCUCGAAAAGGAGCUUCAGAUUUACUCUGCUUCUUUAGAGGACGCACAAGCGUUCAAGGAUGUUGCAUAUGCUGUUGGUCGUCGGGCUGCUAGACUUUCGGCCGUUGCUAUUGGCGCCAUUGUCCUUCAAAGCGGGUUACUGCGAGACGGUACUGAUGAGCCCAUCGACAUCGGUGUCGAUGGUUCUCUCGUCGAGCAUUACCCUUACUUCAGAGACAUGAUUUACGAAGCUCUAAGUAUUACCAAGGGUAUCGGCCCAGAGGGCGCGAAGAGGAUCCGUAUUGGCAUUGCCAAGGAUGGCAGCGGUGUCGGUGCAGCUCUCAUUGCUUUGGUUGCGGCUGGUAUGGAGAAACCAAAAAGUUAUUUCUGUACGAUACCCGAUACCUUUGUUACCGAACGCGGCCGCCGCGUACUUGCGAUCCUUUUUCUUCCGACCCACGGUAGAGUUGCUCCGUGA